AUGGGUUUGAUCAUGAUCUCCAACCAGUACCAGUGCCUGGUAGUGGUCCUCCUCCUGUGCGCAUCAGCGUGCGGAUCCGGUGCGCCAGCAGCAAGAAUGAAGGUGGCGGUGGAUGGCGUGGUGUACUGCAAGGUGUGCAUCCGCAACCCGAACAACAGCUUCCACCUGGAGGCGAUAAUGGCUCCUAUGGAAGGGGCGGUGGUGAAGCUGCAAUGCAACAACACAAACAAGGGUCCUUGGGAGUUGGAGACGAAGACCGAUGGCAACGCCCGCUUCUUGUUCAAGCCGGAGAGGGAGAGGGUCAGCAGCUGGGGGGCCCACAAGUGCAGGAUCUUCUUGGUCUCGUCUCCAUGGUCCGACUGCACCGCCCCCCAUCGGAAACCCUUACUUUGA
This is a messenger RNA of Salvia splendens (bonfire salvia), 393 nucleotides long. Its product is annotated as pollen allergen Che a 1-like. Bases 1 to 393 code for a protein of 130 amino acids. Gene Ontology annotation, cellular component: cell periphery. The transcript has a single exon. Lineage: Eukaryota; Viridiplantae; Streptophyta; Magnoliopsida; Lamiales; Lamiaceae. The record is from RefSeq and is a predicted model, not a curated record.